Molecule: messenger RNA, 2101 nt
Organism: Oreochromis niloticus (Nile tilapia)
Lineage: Eukaryota; Metazoa; Chordata; Actinopteri; Cichliformes; Cichlidae
Product: target of Myb protein 1
Exons: 15
Coding region: 176-1672 (498 amino acids)
Biological process (GO): signal transduction
Cellular component (GO): membrane; endosome
Molecular function (GO): phosphatidylinositol binding; ubiquitin binding; clathrin binding
Source: RefSeq, a predicted model, not a curated record
UUCAGCGUUGGACUGUACGCUGAUGCUGUUUCCUGGCUGCGUGCGUUUUCACGUGACCCCACGAGCGAGUGCGCCUCAGAGCCAGCGGCUGACACUGAAAGCAAAAGCAAACACAACAAGACACACAACAAGCAAACUGAUUCACUUCAGUAGCGGACGCUUGUAAUUUUCGAGGAUGUUUUCACUCGGGGAGAAAAUUGAGUUUCUCAUAGGAAACCCGUUUUCAACGCCGGUCGGACAGAGAAUCGAGCAAGCGACCAAUGGAUCGCUAGAGUCAGAAGACUGGGGGCUCAACAUGGAGAUCUGUGACAUCAUCAAUGAGACAGACGAAGGGCCGAGAGAUGCAGUUAAAGCCAUUAAGAAGAGAAUAGUAGGAAACAAGAACUUCAGAGAGAUUAUGUUGGCUCUCACUGUUCUGGAGGCGUGUGUGAAGAACUGUGGCCAUCGUUUCCACGUUUUGGUUGCCUCACAGGAGUUUGUUGAAGGGGUUUUGGUUCGUUCUAUUCUGCCCAAAAAUAACCCGCCCACUAUCCUCCAUGACAGGAUCCUCAGCCUCAUACAGUCAUGGGCUGAUGCAUUUCGAAGCUCUUCCUCCCUGUCGGGGGUGGUACAUGUAUAUGAUGACCUAAGAAGACGAGGUCUGGAGUUCCCCAUGACAGACCUGGAUGCUCUGUCCCCCAUCCACACUCCAAAUAGGAGCACCCCAGAAAAUGGAACCGCUGAGAUCCCCUCUGUCACUGCUCCUACGAAUGAGUCACAACUGGAAGCUGCUUCAAGUAUUUCCAUUCAGAAUACAUCACCUUCAUUUCAGCCCAGUGAAGGACCAGUCUCACUUUCUGCAGAACAGGAGCAGAAGCUGCGAAGUGAGCUUGAUCUGGUGAGAGGAAAUCUCAAAGUGAUGUCUGAAAUGCUAAAUGAGCUAAUCCCUGGACAGAGCCAGCCAGAUGAUACACAGCUGCUACAGCAGCUGUUCUCUGUCUGUAAGAGCAUGCAGACUCGGGUGGUGGAGCUAAUUCCUCAACUGCUGGAUGAAGGAUUUAUUGAAGAGCUGCUCGUGGUCAAUGAUGACCUCAACAACGCCUUCAUUCGCUAUGAGAGGUUUGACAGAUUGAACAAGGCACAGGUUGCUAAUACACAACAGAGCUCUUCAACAAACCUUAUCAACCUCAGUUCUGAGCCUUCCACUGUCAGACAACCAGCUGUCAUUUCAACAACCAGCCAACCAGACGCCAGCACCAGUACCAGUCAGCUGCAAUCAGCCAAUCACAAUGAAGAGGAGGAAUUUGACAUGUUUGCCCAAACCAGAGGCAGCUCUCUGGCUGACCAGAGGAAAAGUGUUAGGUAUGAAGAUCCAGGAGCUGUGGAGGGCCUGGCUGGAGCUCUUGAUACCAGGCUGCAGGUCACAGGAGGAGGGUGUACAGCAGCAAUUCCACCAGCGAAAAACUCUAUGCAGAAUGAUGUUGACAAAUGGUUAUCUUCUGAUGUGGAAGAGCAGUCUUCAGUUUGCGAGGGAGUUUCCAGUGAAGAGUUUGAUAAGUUCCUGGAGGAUCGGGCGAAGGCGGCAGACUACAGCAGCCAGACGAUUCUCAAUGUGCCAUCUUCCACACCCAGACGGCCACCACAAUCUAGCCAGCAACAGGAUACCUCACAUGAUCAUCUUUUCUCACUCUGAGUGUGUGAAUAAGCAAGACGACAGGAUGGAGGUCAACACAGGAGCAUCACAAACUGAAAUAUGGUUACAUUCACACGUAUAGUGUGCCAGGUCGGGUUUUUUCUAAAGGACACACGCACGCGCACACACACACACACACACACACACACACACACACACACACAUAGAUGAAACCUGACACUACAGAACUGCUAAUCAAUCAGCUUGUUUCAUAAAUGCUGUAUUUCUCCGUUAAUUCUGCUGUUUGUUAUCUUUAUGUGCUUAUACAAUUUUAUGUGACUGUAUUUAUAUGUAAUAUUAUAACAUGGGAGAAAACUGGAUGUUUAGUAUAAUGCAGAAAAUAUACUUGAUAUUACACCAAAUGUGCCUUUGAUCCAUAAUGCUGAUUUUGUGUAGAUGAGAAUAAAUGGGACAUUUGCCCCAUGAACA